Messenger RNA from Drosophila serrata, 6079 nucleotides. RefSeq names its product PFTAIRE-interacting factor 1A (gene Pif1A). NCBI's taxonomy places the organism in Eukaryota, Metazoa, Arthropoda, Insecta, Diptera, Drosophilidae. The record is from RefSeq and is a predicted model, not a curated record.
GCCGAAACGAAAGAUCUCUGCAACCGCCGAGCAAAAACGAAACCUUAGCUAGUAUAGAACGCUUCUUUUAAUUUAUAAAUUUAAAUUGAUUGCAACUAAUUAACAUACGUAUAUAUAAACAUAUUCCCAACGAACCGAACAUAACUACUCACUUGAAAAUCGACGAAACUGUGUUAUAUAUUUUUGUAUACCAAAUUGAUACUUCCUGUAACGAACUCUGUGAAUAAUUCGAAAUCAAAUAAAGGAAGGAAAUUUUGCGAAAUAAUUGUCGAAGAAGAGAACUGCUCCACAUACCGACAAUAUUUUACUUGGUCUGUGCGCGAAACAAAAUAAAUGAAUUGACGUCAUUACACUGCAAGAAACAGUGGAAACAGUAAAUAAACUGUUUACAAUUACACACAGAGUGGAGUGAGUGAGUGAGUGAAUAUAAAUACAGGUUCGUGUUAACAGCAAGGCAUGCCAAACUUUGGUCUAACGACGCCAAGGAUUUCACAGCUAAUGAUUGAGGAGAAUCCAUCGAUGACCAGGUGAAGUAUAGCAGGGACUUUCGGCAGGGUCGGACCGCACCGCAUAUGCAGAAGCUUGAGAAAAUACAGAAAAAAACCAAAACAAAAAACGACGGCAACAUUUUUAUAUACUAAAGUUACAUAAAAAUGGCUGAAAACCAAACAAAAACGACCUCUGGCAAGGGAUGUAAUGAGAGCAGGUCCUCCCAUGUCCUGGCGCCCCACAACGGGACUGUGGCGCGCCGGGUGGAUCCUGGCUCCAGGCCCAAGGACAGCUUCCGAGCAGAAAGGGCGAGCAGCAAGCACGAUAUCGAAGACUGGCAAACGAUGGCCAAGAAUAAAUUGAAGCGCAAAAAGAAGUUGAGCGCCUCCCUGACCUCAGUGGGAGACACGGUGAAUCAGGAGAAGCGCACCCGCAUCGAGGGCAUUCAAUUGCAAUGUCGCGGGAAACUGCGUCCCAAGGACACACAGUCCUUCGAGGCGGCCAAGGCGGUAGCGCCAGCCGCAGGAUCAGCCAAGCCAGCUGGCAAAGUGGACAAAGAGCAGCGGGAAAGGGAACGUCCCGUCAUAAUCGGUGGCGUGACGACCACAACUGUGAUGGCAGCUCCGCCACAGCGGAUCAAGAGGAAGCUGCAGGAGAAUCUGGACACCAUCCAGAAGCUGAACGCCCUCACCGAACAGCUCCGGCUGGAGGUCAACGAACUAAAGUCCAGCCUAAUUACAGAACGAGGAGCUGUGAGGGCCCUCAGGGCACAAAACGACGCGGAUAGCCGCCGCUGGAAGAGUGAAGUGAAGAAGCUCCAGCACACGCUGGAUAUUGCCAAGAAGAGCAAUGGUGUUAAGAAACCCAUCGAAUCGGGCCCGGAAUCGGCCGGCACACUGGUGACCGCCGAUGGCCUAAUCAACUAUGAAAUCCAAAGACUGACAAACGAGAUCGCCGUGCUAAAGGAAGCAAAUCGAACCAAGGAGGAGAAGACCCAGAUUAUGGGGCAAGCUGAUAGACUCAAGGCUGCCGAUAUGCGGCAAUUGAAGAACGCGUAUGAAAACCGAUUGACUCACAUACAGAAAUCAGCCAAAAUUGAAAUAACACGUUUGCUAGAGGAAAUCAAGACCAAAGAACGUAAUAUAGGACAGCUUAGGAAGGACUUGCUGGCACUACAGAGUCCCAAGAAACAGCAAAGGCAGCAGAAUGAAGCCAAGGUGCCACAAGCAACGACAAAACCCAAAACGAAUACAAACGAAACGAGCCAAAAGCCAAAGAAGAAACCCACUACGAACCCGGCGAAACCCACAGGAGAAACCAAAGCCGAAAACGAACCAGAUACAGAUAUAAAAGAUAUACAAAAUCCCAUACGCCAGGCUCAAGUUACACCUGAGAUAACCCAACUCAAGAACAUUGAGCUAAUCAACAAUUCGAAAAAUGCGCAUAAAUCAGCGCUCGAGAUGCGCACAACCACAACAGCCACAACAACAUCAGUGAAGAGCAGCCAAGGCAGCAACUUGGAUGACGAGAUGCGGGCCACCACCUGGAUGACGACGCUCCACAGCAGCCAUCCGGCCCUCAAACCGAAGGACCACAAUUCGGACACAGAUUCGGCUCUGUCCUCGGCCCCGCCCUCCAUCAGCCCGCAGCCGCCUUCAAGUGGAUCCGACAGCGGCGUCAUCUGGCAGACUCUGCAGGAUAUGGACAAGCUGCAAAAGGAAGCGGAAAUGUACCAAAAGGAGAACGAGCGCCUGCACAAGGAGGUGCAGUUGAUGAAACAGGAGCUGGAGAGUGCGGAGCAGGCGGCCCUGUCUAGUGGCCGGAAACAGACACAAAUCGGGGAGUUGGUGCAACGCAUCAAGGAGCUGGAGGGUCAGAGAUCGAGCAUCGAGGACGAGUCCAGCGAACUGCGCGAGCAGAAUGAACUCCUCGAGUUUCGCAUACUCGAGCUGGAAGACGAUAGCGAUAAGAUGGAGAGCACCUGCGAGGGUCAUUGCCAGCGACUGCAGGAUCUGUUGGAGCAGUCUUCGGCCCAGGAUCUGGAGGAUCGGGACAAGCGGUGCCUGCAGCAAUUGCUGCAAUGUGUCCAGCAACUGGAUCUGGAUGCUAUGAUGCCAGGGGAUCAGAACGCGCAUGCCCGGAGGCCAAACAAUCAAGCCCAAAGUCACAGUCACAACAGUCAGAACAGGAUAGUGGCCACAGUGCAGCCGUAUAGCAACUGUGCCACGCCCUCGUCCCCGCCCACGCCCAGCAAGAGGCACUGCAGCCAGGUGAGCUCGUGGCAGAGCAGCAGCCUCAGCGAGAGCGGUGUGUUCGUGGAGUGCGACCUUGCCCCUCUUACGCCGACGCAUUCGCAAGGCCAUCCGCAUCUGCAGUACUACCAGGAGCGACUGGAGCAGCUGGAGGGGAAGCUGCUGAUCUACGAGAGUAGCGGCGAUACCCAGACCCGUCACCUGGCCCAGCGACUGCAGAAGGAACUGCAGCUGGAGAAGGAUCUCAAGGAGCUGCUCGACAGGGUGCAACAGCUCACCGACCAGAACGCGCAGUUGGAGGAGGCCAAAUGCGAGUUUGAGGAGGCGGAGAACGACACUCGGCUCCACUUGCAGCGCAACGAGGUGGAAUUGGAAAUCCUGCGGCAGCGCAACGUUGAAUUGGAAUUCGGGAAGGAGGCACUGGGUGCCAAGUACAAGGACUGCCGUGCUGAAGUUAUCAUUCUGCGUGAGGAUCUCGCAGCUGCCGAGACUCAGUUGGAGCACCUGCAAUCGGAACGAAAGCAGGCCCGGAAGGAGCUGCAAGAUCUACGGCAGUCCCUGCCAUUACUCCUGAUCUGGCGUCUUCUGUCACUGGCCAAGAUGGGCAAUGAAAUCUCCACCCCAAUUCACACUCCCCGGCUCGAAUCGGGCUACCAUGCCCAGGCAGCGGAGGAGCCACAAGUUGGGGACAAGCUACACCCAACAGAGUUUGGCCUGAGUCAGGCGGGAUUCCACCAUGCCCACCAUGACGAUGGUCGGGAGGUCACGUACCUCAAGGAAGAGAUUAAGAGCCUGCGAUGCCAACUCAAGGAACUGAAUGCCCGACACUACGAGGCCAUGGAGUCGGCCGACUCGCAUUGGGUCGAUCUGGAGCAGCAGUACAAGGAGCGUGAAGACGCCUGCCAGUCCAAGGAGGCCAGUCUGAAGCAGAAGAUAUCCCAGCUGCAGGACUGCCUGCGGGAGGACUCCCGUGCGGCGGCCGAAAAGAUACAGCAACUGGAGGAGGCCGAGCAGGGCCUGAAGUCCUGCCUGGUCCGCCUGACCAAGGAGCACCGUGAUAUUCUCACCGAGAACGUCACGCUGAAGAGCAGCUUGGAGAGCUUGGUGGCGAAGAUCGAAAGUGAGGCAGAGCACAAAAUGCCGCUCACUGAGGCCUUGGAAAUCGAGCGAAGACGCAACCAGUCGCUCAUGGUCGACCUAUCCUUUGCCAAGAAGGUACAACAGAACACGGAGGACCAGCUGAGGCAGGAGACGGACGCCUUGCGCUCCCAGAUCUUUGAUAUCAAGAAGGAGUACCUGCACAUCGAGGUGACCAACAGCGAGCUGAAAGAGGAGGUGGGCACGUUGGAAAACAAAAUCCGCCAGAUGGAGAGUCAGAUGAAGGACUCUGAGGAGCGGGCCCGUUGCCUAGAGGACGAGCUGCGUACCAAGGACGAGCAAUGCCAAAUAUUGGAGCGGAAGCUGGGCGUUAUACCCGAGAAUUACAGCCUGGCCGAUGAGCUUUACGACAGUCCGGCCAAGCGGGCCAAGAAGGAUGAAGUGCCGGAUCUUCAGGCGGCCAGCCAGGGAUUGGGCAUUGCCCUGCUCGACAUAGAGCGUCGUGAACGAGAGCUACCUACUCACAAGGACUUCCUGGCGGUUGCAUGCAGCGUGAAGCAACUGGCGGACACCCUCCUCUCCCAGAGUCCAUCCGAGGUGAGUCUCGUUGGCCGUAAGCCGGUCAAGUCGGCUGGAUCCGAUUCAAAAACUAGCUGGGCCUCGGUUCACGAUGAGGAUUCAAAAGAAGCAGGUGUUGCUGAUGAACAAAGUCAGGAGGGUCAAGUCAGUACAGGGGGAGAUGUCGGUCAAGUCGAACCAGAGAGUGGUGUCUGUGAAGCUAGCCCAGAGACUGAAGAUUUUAAAACUAUUCCAGAGACUGAUGUCUCUCCAACUAAUCCAGGCAGUGAAGUUUCUCAAACUAAUCCAGAUAGUGAAGUAUAUGAAACUAUUCCCGAAAUUGAAGCCUCUCAACCUAAUCCCGAAAGCCAAGUCUCUCAACCUGAACUGGAAAAUGAAGGCACUCAAGGCAUAGCAGAAUGUGAGGAGAGCGAUACGAUGUUUAGCCUUACGGCCACUAGUCAGUCAGUCAUCCAAAAGUUGUCAUCGCGCUCCAGGAGGUUAAGGGUAGCUAGAUUACGGCGAUCACUUGGUUCGUCCAACAGCCGCAUAAGUCUGGGAACUACCAAGCAAACCGAAAAUGUCUCUCGAGAAAUUACAGAGGGUGAACCUUCACAAACUCAAGAAAGCCAGGCGGGUGAAGUUGUGCUUCAUACAUCCUCAUCCAGGACCAUAUGCCUUAAACCAUGUUCAGGAGAAAUUGAUGAAUCCAGCAGUCACACUAUUCUGCAAGAUCUAGAAACUGCCAGGCAACCGGAUGAGAACAUCAAUGAGAAUGUUGAAGAGCCUUUGCCCAUGAUGAAAAAGCGAGCGAAGGUUCAGCAAGAGGAUCCGAAAAAAGAGCAAGAGAUCACGCUUCCUCGACGGCGUUCCUUGUUUCGGCGCUUCAUCUACAAACGCAUCUACCGUGGUCGACUGCGUCUUGCGUCUGCGAGGAGAAGAUCGGCAUUCCCCCUAGAGAUGAGUUCCUCCUGCAACAGUUUCCACUCGGCGGCCUCCUUGCAUACACUUCACUCAUCCAGAUCUAGAGUCUCUAUGCAUUCCCAGUACGCAAACAUGUUCAACAUGGAAUGGGAGCGAGUGUCCACAGUAUCCUUUGUUCAAACCGAUGUGGUAUUGACUCUGGAGGUAGGAAUACAAAACUCUCUGGACUGCUGCGAGCAGGAGGCGCAGGUUCAGGUUGAGACCACAGAGUGUGGUUCUCAGAUAGAAGAGUCCGUGGAGCAGCGUCUGUUACUGAUGCCCCUGCGAACCCGGUGCUUUGUCAAUCUCGUCCAAAAUGCAGUAGACACUGGCUUUGAUCCGGCAGCCUUUCGGGCGCGUCUCAUUCAGAUGUGGGAGAGUGACGAGGAAUUUCGGGAGAACAUCGAACGGAUGCAGGACAUGUGGACGGGAAGGGAACCCACGGGAUGGGUGGAGAGCUAUGAGGGAUUUGUGGCUGUGUUGGGUUGUGUGCGAAGCUUGAAGCUGGCCGUGGAGCCCUCUUCAUCGGCGCUGCUGGAGGAGAUUGAGCAGCGGAUCAAUGCGCGUGUGGUGCAGUUUUACAGUCGGAAGAUUGACUCGGAGCUAUGCUGCACCGUGUAUUACCCCGUAGAGCGUCAAAACUCAGUAUUCUUCAACGUCUCCAAGUGAGGCCGCAUUUCUUCUUUUGGAUGUAAUUGAACAUAAAUGUAAAUUACCGA